Molecule: messenger RNA, 2041 nt
Organism: Cynara cardunculus var. scolymus (artichoke)
Lineage: Eukaryota; Viridiplantae; Streptophyta; Magnoliopsida; Asterales; Asteraceae
Product: FRIGIDA-like protein 3
Exons: 4
Coding region: 190-1794 (534 amino acids)
Source: RefSeq, a predicted model, not a curated record
GUUUCCCUAAAAGCAAAGUUUCUGUCAGAAACCCCUUGUUUUCACUUUCCUCUUCUAUCUCUAAACGAUCGUUCUUCUCAAAACCAUAAUGGCUUGAUCGGACUCCAUAAUUCGCCGCCGUCCAUCACCCUCUCAACCGCCGACACAACCACCACCACCACCUACCUCCGUUUAUAUUGCUUACUUGCCAUGGAAGGUACCGAUUCAGUCGCUACACUCUUGGAGUCCACGACCUCCAAAAUACAACAACUUCAGAAAGCAUUUGCCGAGCUAGAAAGUCACCGAGCUGUAACCCUUAACCUGAAAUGGAAACAAAUCGAGGAACAUUUUCACGGGCUCGAGAAAUCCUUAAAAAGGCGUUUUACCGAGCUGGAAGACCAAGAAAAGGAGUUUGAAACGAAAACUGUUCAAUCCCAAAAAGUUCUGGAAAACCGUCAUGCUGCUGUUAUGGCUAAGGAAGAAGCUUCAUUGACGGAGCUUCAAGAAAAGAGAGAUUUUGCCGUCACUGCUAUCACUAAUGCCGUCGGAAAACACAAACAUGGUAAUGAACCCGUAACCGUUAACAGUGAGGGCCCACCUGAGGCCGCGGCUUCUGAAUAUAAGGAAGAUAAUACGAAAAAGUUAUUUGAGAAUGGAGAUUUGAAACUUUUAUCAAAUCCCGAACUUGCUAAAUUAUGCAAGGAGAUGGAUUCGGGAGGAUUGCAUAAAUUCAUAUCGGAUAACCGCAAGAAUCUUGUUAUCCUUAAGGAGGAGAUUCCAAUUGCGUUAAAGGCUGCAGUGGACCCCGGUGGUUUGGUUUUGGAUUCGCUUAACGGUUUCUACAUCGUGGAUGGGAAAAAGGAUUCGAAUCUUUUAGGUUUGCGAAGAACGUGUAUCAUGUUGAUGGAGUGUCUUAGCAUUCUGCUUUCAGACUUAACUAUGAAUACCGCUACUAAGGUGAUCUCGGAAAACGUGAAGGAACGGGCCAAAAUUAUUGCACAGGAAUGGAAACCGAAAUUAGAUGAUCUUGAUCUCGAUGCCAGUAAUGGGAACUCGUUGGAGGCUCACGCUUUCUUACAACUUGUUGCUACUUUUGGUAUUGAUUCAGAUUUCGUUCACGAAGAUUUAUCCAAGUUGAUACCGAUGGUCUCCCGGCGUCACCAGACCGCCGACCUUUGCCGCUUUCUUGGGUUGUCCGACAAGAUGCCAGGUGUAAUCGGUGUGUUGGUGAAUAGCGGAAGGCACAUUGAUGCUGUUAACCUAGCGUUUGCAUUCAAACUUACGGAGCAGUUUUGUCCCAUUUCAUUACUGAAAUCUUAUUUGGCCGAGGCAAUUAAAGCUCCUUCCACUGUCAAAGCUGGAAACUCUUCUCCUGCUGCACAGAAUGACGUCUGUGAAAGAGAACUAUCGGCACUAAAGGCUGUCACCAAAUGCAUCGAAGAACACAAGCUCGAAGAUCGGUACCCUUUAGACCCACUUCAAAAACGGAUCCUUCAUCUCGAGAAAUCCAAGGCCGACAAGAAACGAGCAACAGAAGUCGUGAAACCUCAAUCCAAGAGACCCCGAGCAAAUGGCAUAGCCGGAUAUGGGCCGCCACGCAACACCACCACCGUCGCCGCCGACAAAAGCUUCUACGCUGCCAGGUACCCACCACCAACUCAGUACAUGUAUGAAAACCGACCACCCUACGCUUACCCUCCACCACCGGAGAACCACGUUCACUCGUUUAUCGGCACCGCCACUUACAACAUAGUUCCUAACCAUGGAAACUACUUUGGGAAUGGCUAUCAAUAUCAAGCUCCUUAUCUUCACUAAGUUUGUAGGGAUGGGAAGAAACUUUGAUCAUGAUCCUCUUUUAACUUCUAGGUCUUAACCCUUUUGAGUUAUUCCUGUGAUGAUGAACUCGAUUUCGGGAAGAGAAAACCCCACGGAAAACCGAAGAAAAAAGAGCGUACAUUAGCCCGGUUGAUUUCAUAAUUUGUUUGUAUAAGUUGAUACCGUAAUCCUUUAAUACGUGUACUAAUACUAUCGUUGUUGUUAGUUUACUUUGUUUAUCUUGUCC